AUGCCUUCGACUGCCCUUCCCAACGGGUCUGGUCGCCGACCAGACCUUCACCUUGUUACUGAAGAUGAUUUCCUCUACGAGCAGGAUAUCCAGCGGCAUCCAGGAAGCACCAAGCCAUGGCUUGCCUAUAUCGAGUUCAAGCUCCAGCACGGGGCGAUGCAGGAACAGGCCUUCGUAAUGGAACGAGCAUGUCUCCAGCUCCCUCGCUCGUACAAGCUCUGGAAGAUGUAUCUGAGCUUCCGAACCAAGCACGUCGCAAAGCUCAAUGCGGCGAUAUUUGCGGCAGAAUACCGCAAAGUCAACACCCUUUUUGAGCGCGCCCUGGUUCUCCUGAAUAAGAUGCCGCGGAUAUGGGAGAUGUACCUGAAAUUCUUGAUGCAACAGUCCCUGGUGACGCACACGCGACACACGUUCGAUAGGGCUCUCCGAGCGCUUCCAAUCACACAACACAACCGGAUAUGGGCCCUGUACCGGCCAUUCGCGAACUCGGCGGCGGGCGAGACUGCCGUCAAGAUUUGGCGUCGAUACAUGCAGGUUCAUCCGGAAGAUGCUGAGGACUUUAUCGAGCUGCUCAUCCAGGUCGGCCUCUAUACCGAGGCCGUGCAAAAGUACAUCGACAUCUUGAACAAUCCUCGGUUCAACAGCAAGAACGGCAAAGGGCACUACGAAUUGUGGAGCGAGAUGGUAGACCUCAUGGUCGAACACGCCACCGAGGUGCAGACUGGCCAUGAAACAGGGAUCGACGUCGAGCGGAUCAUUCGAAGCGGGAUCGAACGAUUUGCCGACCAGAGAGGCAAGCUGUGGUGUGGUCUGGCGACCUACUGGAUCCGGCGGGGUAGCUUUGAGAGGGCUCGAGAUGUGUUCGAGGAGGGCAUCACGACCGUCAUGACUGUUCGCGACUUCACCCUGGCCUUCGAUUCGUAUGCGGAAUUUGAGGAGUCCAUCAUCGGCGCACUCAUGGAGGUGGCCUCGACGCGCGCCGAGAAAGGCGUGGUGGACGAGGCAGCUGAUUUCGACCUGGAUAUCCGGAUGAUGCGGUUUGAGCAUCUCAUGGACCGGCGGCCAUUCCUCCUAAACGACGUUCUGCUGCGCCAAAACCCCAACAACGUUGCCGAAUGGGAGAAGCGUGUCGCUCUCUGGGGAGAGAAUAAGCAGGAGGUCGUCCAAACGUAUACCGAUGCCAUCGCAGCGAUCCAGCCGAAGAAGGCGAUCGGUGCCUUCCACAAGCUCUGGACGAAUUAUGCCAAAUUCUACGAGGCAGCGGGCGAUUUGCGGAAUGCGCGCGUCAUCAUGGAGAAGGCCGUCAAGGUUCCCUUCAAGUCGGUGGCCGAGUUGGCGGAUAUGUGGAUAGAAUGGGCCGAGAUGGAGCUCCGCAAUGACAACUUUGAUGAAGCAGUCAGGAUAAUGGCCAAGGCCGUCCAGGCUCCGAAGCGGUCAACUGUGGACUAUUUCGACGAGACUUUGUCGCCGCAACAGAGGGUCCACAAGAGCUGGAAGUUGUGGAGCUUCUAUGUUGACCUUGUCGAGAGCGUCGGCUCGCUAGACGAGACGCGGAAAGUCUACGAAAGAAUAUUCGAACUGCGCAUCGCGACUCCACAAACGGUGGUCAACUACGCCAACCUUCUGGAGGAACACAAGUACUACGAGGAAUCAUUCAAGAUCUACGAGCGCGGUCUCGAUCUCUUCAGCUAUCCCGUUGCGUUUGAGCUCUGGAACCUAUACCUGACAAAGGCGGUCGAUCGGAAGAUUGGUAUCGAGAGGCUGAGAGACCUGUUCGAACAAGCCGUCGAAGGCUGCCCGCCCAAGUUUGCAAAGAUACUGUAUCUCAUGUAUGGCAAUCUUGAGGAAGAGCGCGGGCUGGCACGGCACGCCAUGCGCAUAUACGAACGGGCGACACGCGCCGUCUCGGACGAGGAUCGCGCCGACAUGUUCAACUUCUACAUCACGAAAUCGGCAUCCAAUUUCGGCCUGCCCUCGACCCGGCCGAUCUACGAGCGGGCCAUUGCGGCGCUCCCCGACAAGGAGGCGCGCGACAUGUGCCUCAAAUUUGCAGACAUGGAGAAGCGCCUCGGCGAGAUCGAUCGUGCAAGGGCCAUCUACGGCCACGCCUCGCAGUUCUGCGAUCCGCGCACAAAUCCCGGGUUCUGGACCAAGUGGGAGCAAUUCGAGGUCCAGCACGGCAACGAGGAUACGUACAAGGAAAUGCUGCGGAUCAAGCGCAGCGUCCAGGCGCAGUACAACACCGACGUCAACUUCAUCGCCUCACAGGCUCUGGCGAGGAGUCAGAAGCGCGCGGAGGAGGAGGCCGGCGAAGAGGCCGACCCGGAGGUUGCCGAUGCGAUGGAGCAACUCGAGAGGCAAGCCCGCGCUCCUGCGGGCUUCGUCGCUGCUACCGACGGUCCUACGGGUGGCAUUCCUGGCCAGCCGGCGGUUGCGUCAAAUCCCGACGCAAUCGAUCUUGAUGAUAUGGACGAAUGA
This is a messenger RNA of Phialemonium atrogriseum, 2478 nucleotides long. RefSeq names its product Pre-mRNA-splicing factor syf1. Gene Ontology annotation, cellular component: U2-type catalytic step 2 spliceosome; Prp19 complex; post-mRNA release spliceosomal complex. Gene Ontology annotation, molecular function: protein binding. Bases 1 to 2478 code for a protein of 825 amino acids. NCBI's taxonomy places the organism in Eukaryota, Fungi, Ascomycota, Sordariomycetes, Cephalothecales, Cephalothecaceae. The record is from RefSeq and is a predicted model, not a curated record. Gene Ontology annotation, biological process: mRNA splicing, via spliceosome; generation of catalytic spliceosome for first transesterification step. The transcript has 3 exons.